Molecule: messenger RNA, 1554 nt
Organism: Alosa sapidissima (American shad)
Lineage: Eukaryota; Metazoa; Chordata; Actinopteri; Clupeiformes; Clupeidae
Product: olfactory receptor 2C3-like
Exons: 7
Coding region: 1-1554 (517 amino acids)
Biological process (GO): G protein-coupled receptor signaling pathway
Cellular component (GO): membrane
Molecular function (GO): G protein-coupled receptor activity; olfactory receptor activity
Source: RefSeq, a predicted model, not a curated record
AUGACCCCCAGCCCGCACGCCCAGGUGAUUGCAAUUAGUCGUGAUCCUGACCUGAUCACAAUUCGAUGGAUGGCUGGCAGACUGUUGACCUGGAGCCUGUUCCGCAAGUCUGUCCUGAUCUAUACACCGAGAUCAACUUUGAUCUUUAUUGUGACAGUGGAUAAAAGCCUCCAUGAGCCUAUGUACAUUUUCAUCUCUAAUCUGUGUGCAAACGGACUUUAUGGGACUGUUGGUUUUUAUCCCAAAAUUUUGCUUGACCUGCGAUCUGAUAUUCACAUGAUAAGCUACAGUUGGUGCAUGAUUCAAACGUAUGUGAUUUAUAGCUCUGCACUGUGUGAAAUGUCAGUUUUAACAGUGAUGUCUUAUGACCGCUAUGUGGCAAUUUGCAGACCACUGCAAUACCAUAGCAUUUUGACUCCACAUGCUGUGUUAAAGUUGCUUGUACUAGCCUGGGCCUGUCCUCUUUUGGCAAAAGCAAUAGGUAUACUCCUUACUUCUAAAGUACCCAUUUGUGGAUCUUACAUCUAUAAACUAUUCUGUGACAAUCCUUCAAUACUAAAACUGGGAUGUUAUCGAGUCAUAGCCAACCAGGUAUGGAGUAUGAUGGCAAUCGCAGUUUAUCUUGUACAGUUAGUUUUCAUUUUAAUUUCUUCUGCUAAUAUUAUCCAUGUUUGUAUAUCAAUCAGUGACGGUAGAAAAAAGUUUAGUAAAACUUGUGUGCCUCAUAUUGUAGUUAUGGUAAUUUACAUCAUGACUGCAUUGUUUGAUGUAUUUUACAGCUGGGAUGGUUCAGUAAAUCUUCCUAUUGGUGUACGUAAUGCAUUGGCUAUACAAUUUCUGAUUCUUCCUCCACUACUAAACCCAAUAAUUUAUGGCCUACAACUUCCACAGAUUCGAAAAUACAGCCUGCUCUUAGACACACAAACACUGAAACAAGUAACCAAGCGACUAGUCAAAACCCCUACAGAGGAGAUCAUUGCUGGAAACAUCACCAGGAGCCUUACUCGGGAUAUUUUAAAAGUUAUCUCCUCCGAGGUGAGGCAACAGGGCCGAUUCCACAGUGACUACUUGGUGGAGCUUUCACUCACCCAGCAGGUUCUCAGAGAUGCCGACACUGGCUACAAACACAUCCUGGGAUACAUCCAGCACCUACAAAUAGAUCCUCUCGGGGUCCAUUUAUACAGUGAAACUGGUCUACAAAUCUUGGCUGCGCACCUCCAGGAGAACCAAGAGAAGUUCACGAACAGUUUUUCACCUGGAUGCAACUGGAGGCGUAGUCGCAAAAAUCCCCCUACAGAGCAGAAGGCUAGAAAAACCGAGAGCCAAGAAACACCAGGGAGUCCCGUGCAACCUCCUGUGCCUGACGAAGACGACUGCAGUUCUUCUUGCUCUGCUGACACCAACUGCAAGGACAAGAAGAUACAACAACUCUGGAGUGAAACACAUGGGGAGCUUGUUGUAGCAGUUAUGAAGUCUGCAGACAAGAAGGCUACGUGCGUGGUCCGUCAGGCGAACCUCCUGUCCCUUCAACCCCACCAAUGGCUCACAGGGUAG